This is a messenger RNA of Conger conger (European conger), 2229 nucleotides long. RefSeq names its product ras-related protein Rab-10-like. The record is from RefSeq and is a predicted model, not a curated record. Gene Ontology annotation, molecular function: GTPase activity; GTP binding. The transcript has 6 exons. Gene Ontology annotation, biological process: cellular response to insulin stimulus. Gene Ontology annotation, cellular component: recycling endosome; Golgi apparatus; insulin-responsive compartment. NCBI's taxonomy places the organism in Eukaryota, Metazoa, Chordata, Actinopteri, Anguilliformes, Congridae. Bases 627 to 1229 code for a protein of 200 amino acids.
UGACGAUGAGCAUCGAAAACAGCCAAUGCACAACCUAGAGAAGAAGUGAAGGGCGGAGGCAAAGCGUGCUACAGAAAUAGGUGUAGUCACGGUCUAUGGGUGUAGGUCCAAUGGCCUUCUAGUGUUUAAUACGAAUUUAUGGGAAAGCCGAUUUGUUACGUCGGUAAAUAAACCAACGUGUAACUUUUUUGCCUUUCCGAUUAGAGUUCCAUAAGUAUUUGGCGUGAAGAGGGAUGCCAAUCAUUUCAAUUGGCUAGCUAGCACUUUGCUAGCUAGUUUGCAAGAGUACCGGCUUGAGACUGGGAGCCAUUUUGCCCUGUCUGGCAGAAAAGAGUGAAAUACAUUUAAGAUAAACAUUUUUAGCUAACGUUAGUUAGCGACGUAAUUGGCACAUGUAAGUAAGACGAACGCUAAGAACUUUGGCAAGUCAGGUGUUCUUCCUCGCAGAGUUAGUGAGCCGGCAUCGUCAAAUUAGCGAGCCAUAUUAUAGACGCUAAGGCUAGCUACGGUUCGUUUGGUAGCUAACGUCAGCUAGCUAUCAUCUGGUAUUGUGGGUGAUUCAUUAGCCAUUGUUUGAACAGAACUUGCUGCAAUAAUUCCCCAACAUUAAGCCUGUUAAAUGCCAAAUGGCGAAGAAGACCUACGAUCUGUUGUUCAAACUGCUCCUGAUUGGGGAUUCGGGUGUGGGAAAGACCUGCGUGCUGUUUCGCUUCUCCGACGACGCGUUUAAUACCACCUUCAUUUCCACGAUAGGAAUUGACUUCAAGAUCAAAACCGUUGAAUUACAAGGAAAGAAGAUCAAACUGCAGAUAUGGGACACAGCAGGCCAAGAGCGGUUUCACACCAUCACAACUUCCUACUACAGAGGCGCCAUGGGAAUCAUGCUGGUCUACGAUAUCACAAAUGCAAAGAGCUUUGAAAACAUCAGUAAGUGGCUGAGGAACAUAGAUGAGCAUGCUAACGAAGAUGUGGAGAGAAUGCUGCUCGGCAACAAGUGCGACAUCGAAGACAAGCGGGUCGUACCAAAGACAAAAGGAGAACAGAUUGCAAAAGAACACGGCAUCAGGUUUUUUGAAACAAGUGCAAAAGCGAACAUCAACAUCGAAAAGGCCUUCCUCACGUUAGCAGAAGACAUACUUCGAAAGACGCCGGUGAAAGAGCCCAACAGUGAAAACGUAGAUAUCUGCAGUGCGAGCGGCAUCACCGUGUGGAAGAGCAAAUGUUGCUGAACAACUUCGUCCCUCUCUCUCUUCCUUUCUCCACUUCCCUUUCUACCUCCCCCUCAUUUUUUUUCCAUCCAAGUUUGGAAGUAAACCUUGUCAUCCGUUUUCCCUCAUGCCUCACCUGCCAUCUCUCUGUCCAUUAACUGCCCCCCUUCCCUUCUAUUCUUCCAUUUGCAAUUGCUAGACAAUACUUUUUUUUUUUCUUCCUCAAAACAUGUAUAACUGUAGACAGAAAUCAUGUUAUAUAUUUUUUGCCAUUCAGAACAUUCCAUUCACAGCAUGGGUUUUCAACUGACCACCACAUUUAUUUUUUGUAUAUAUAUAUUUUUUAAUAUCUGCUAAUUUGUUCAAUGUAUUCAGGUUAGUUCAGUGACCGAAUUGCUGCCUUUUUCUUUUCUUUUUUUUUUUGUUUCUUUCUUUCCAAGCGGUGCUCCUGGGAGUUGUAGUCCAUUGCAGGCAGCUUCAUAGCUUGCUUCUGCAAGCGCUAGACUAUACCGUUCAGCCCCUUUAUAGUACACUGAGCAGUGUUUAACUCACUGUACUCACCCCCAAUACACCUCAAGAAAAAUAAUGCGAGAAUAAAAUCAUGCAAAUUUAGGAUUUUGUAUAGUGCAGUAGAAUGUCUGUUCUGUACAACUAUGUCAUUUGCAGUUUGUAUACAAACGUUACGAAAUGUGUUGCAUAGGUUUAGUGAUAAGUUUUCAGUGUGGGAUUACAUUUGUCCUGUGCCUUAUGUGGAAUAAGAGGAACAACCUGGGAACAGGGGUGCCACUAAGGUAACUGUGGUACUGGAGAGCCAACAGAUUUUGCUCAAAAUAAAAAAAAGUACUUGACACAACUCUGUAGCCAACUGCUUUAUUUGGUCAGUUAUGUUUCGAGUACCAAUGAAAACCCGCAAGUGGCUCUCCAGAAAUAGUUAGGGGCCCCUUUCUUGGGUGGUGCAUUGAGCGAUAUUAACUCGAAAGAUUAAUAUAAAGUUCUGAAUAAACUAAAAAGGAUUAUUACA